This is a messenger RNA of Hermetia illucens (black soldier fly), 17075 nucleotides long. It is a transcript of the gene kis, whose product is annotated as chromodomain-helicase-DNA-binding protein 7. The record is from RefSeq and is a predicted model, not a curated record. The coding region runs from base 1390 to 15861 and encodes 4823 amino acids. Gene Ontology annotation, molecular function: protein binding; ATP-dependent chromatin remodeler activity; ATP binding. NCBI's taxonomy places the organism in Eukaryota, Metazoa, Arthropoda, Insecta, Diptera, Stratiomyidae. The transcript is spliced from 21 exons.
CAGCCGCCGCAUAUACACGACGACCGAGUCGAGACCGAUUGAAACAAAAUGGAGGGUUUCGAUGUGGUGCGUACGUUUUGAUUGAAAAAAAAACUUUUCACUUGAAAAUCACUGAUUUUCAAUGAGUUUAAUAAACUAAAAAGUAGUUAAUUGCAAAAGUUGUGUAUUGUAUUAUAGAAAAUUGUAAGUUUACGUGAGCCGCGAGUGUAAAACCGAGCGUACGAGUGAGUAGUGAGUGUGCAUAAAAAUAAGAAAAGUUUGUCGGGCAGCAGCAGAAUUUUUUACUGCAAGGAGAGACUUUGUCGUCUGGUUGCCCCCCGUGAGAAGUUUUCAGUCGCUUUUCUAAGGAUACUAGUUUAGUUUUCGGUUGGAAAGUCGCAAGGGAGUUGUUUUCAUUUAGUUAAGUCGAAAUUGAGCCGCAGCUUCGUGCCUUGAGUUUUUGUGUCACGAAGCGAGCAUUCUCGGCUGCAGUCAGCUCCAGUGUUUUGCUCGAUACUUUGUGUCGGCCAGUCGGGGCAAUAGUGCGGUCAGGUUCAAACAACAACACUUGCGACACGUUUUCGUUUGCUCGCGGUAGACGGCAUUUUCCCGGAGCGGCCGCGGAAGCAGUGCUGGACUUGCAGCCUCGCGAGUGGAAGACAAGAACGUCCGGCCGGGUGUGCAUCCUAGUUUGGACGGGAGAAUUUAGCAGUGCGAGUUGGGGCCGACGUGACCCCCGUGUGGGAAUCGGCCUUUCGUGCGCUCGCCGAGAAGUAGGUCUCCUUGCGGCGCAUUCGGCUCGAAGCAAGUGCGUGAGGACGGGCUCGAGUCAAGAAAGUCUCGUGCUCGGUGUCGCGAUAGACCCCAGUCUAUCAUUCCGGACGCCCGAAAAGUGGAUACGUCAUCGCUGCAUCGCACGGAUUAGUACUUGGGAUUACAUGGACUAGUCAGAACGCUCGGAAGUGGGCCCCGGAACGUUUCAAUCGAAAAGCCGAGAAAAUCCAACGUCUCAAUACAGAGUUCAUUUAUAUGACUUUUCAGCGCAUAAAACCGGAAAUUCGUGUUUGAACCCGAAAAAUUGUGAAGAAUUGAUAUAAAAAUUAAUGUUAGCAUUGCCCGCAAAUUAUCAAAUUUGAUGUCAUUUUCUACUGGAAACCACUCGAUUAAACUAUUUGAAAAAUUUAGUACAGAGUUUAACGCGUGAUAAAGGUGAAUAUCCGAUGCUAGCCGUCAACCCAUAUUCAUUGGUGGGGGGCGCUAUGAGGAAUGAUUGCUGUAAAAGCGACUGCUCAUAACCUGUACCAAGUAACUCGAAAGCAAAAGCAAACGAUAUAGAGAGAAGCUGAUAAUAUUUAUAGCAGAGUUGAUGGAUGCGCGCUGGAAAAGUUUUCAUUGCACGUCAAUUCUCUAAUGGAUGGAAAUGCACAAAAUAUGUUCCACGGAAAUCACCAAGGAGAUGCUUACUACCGAUAUGAUGCAGCCGCUGCAGCAGCGCCUACACCAAGGGCAAUGGGCCCACCGGGAGGUUACCCAAGACAUCGUCCACCACAUCCACUACCACAACAGCCACAAUAUCCAUCGUACCAGCCAUCGGCGGAAAACCUUUACCCAAUGGGUACCGAUCAACACGCUGGAAUGGGAAUGGGUGACUUAGGCGGUUGGGUUGGUGGCCCUGCAGCACCCGGACAAGGAAGUACGUAUGCAGCACCAGGUUUGGGAGCAUACGGACAUCCACAAGCCGCACCAUCACCACAAAGACAAACACAAUCCCAGGCAGGAUUCUUUAGGUACAGGCAACACAUGGGCGCAUAUCCACAACAAGAACAGCAGAAGCUCUCAUUUUCAACGCAACAAAGUUUAAUGGGUAGUAUGAUGCAACAACCUAGUUAUGUUGGUUUAAAUCAACAACAAGCGACACAGCAGCAACGGAUACCACAACAUUAUCCCCAAGCGGGUAGCCAUCCAAUGUAUCCAGGCGCACCGCAAGCACAAUCAGCGAGUGGCGCCCAGCCUUAUAGUCCAUAUCCUUCGGCCGGAAUGCAACAUCAGCCUGGAAGACCGCCCCAGCAUGUUGCAUAUAGCCAUGCUUCAUUAGAUCAAUCAAGUUACGGACAUGUGCCUAGCUCCACAGCGCCUGGCCAUUUGCUACCAGGACAACAACCAGCGCCACAAAUGACUGGCCAUCCGCCACAGCCUCAGCAAAAUCAUCUAGGGCAACCCUCCCAGAAUCAUUUGUCAGUUCCUGGUCAAGCACAACCGCCACAGCCGUUACACCCUAGUCAAGUGGUACAUCCAUCGCAGCAGCAACAAACACAUCCGUCUGCUAAUCAGUCAAGUCUGAGUGGACUGACUACUUUACAGUCGGGCCCCCCACAGCAGCAAUCUCAAACACCGCAAAAUGCAAAUCAAAACCAAACACACCUGAGUACGCAACACAUGCAUGCUCAAAACGCCGGAGCGUUGUCGUCGCAUCCGAAUAUUUUGCAUUCUAGCACAGGGCCUGUUACGAGCCAACACCAAACUGGUCCUGGCGGGAAUCUUUCGAUACCACAUGGUAUGGUACCUGGUUAUAGUGUCCAACAUCAAAGUCCGCAGCAACCACAACAGUCGCCCUAUAUGACUACUGCAAAACCACAGUCAGCAACCCAACUCAGCAGUAGUCCUCAGUAUCGAGCACCAUUCCCGCAAUCAUCGCCACAAAUGUCGCCAAGACCGCCUCAAAUGUCGCCACAUUCGCAAAUGUCUCCGCGACCGGUAAUGUCACCCGCGAAGCCUCCGCAACAGCAGCAAGCGCAACUUCAAGCAAAUCCGCCGAACACUCCGUCGCCCCAUCACAAUCCAGGCUUAUCGGGAAUCACCAGUCCACGGCCGAUGCAGCAGCAACCCCCGCAGCCAAUUCAACCUCCAUCAAAAAGUGGAGCAAAUUCACAACCACCAACUCCCGUGAAUACUCUGCAAGCGUUAGAGCAAAUGGUUAUGCCAUCACAAAACUCCUUAGCCGGGCCAGGCGGCAAUUUGGAUUAUCCACAAGCAUACAGGCAACAGAUGCCAAAUAGUAAUCCGAUGUCUCCAAUGGGCCCUAGAAUGCCAAUGUCCCCGCAACAUCAUCAGCAAUGGACUCCCUUAAUGAAUAUGCAGCCACCGGGCUCUAAUGCCCCUCUUGGCAAUAUUUCAACACAGCCGCAACAGCAACCAUCACAGCAACAUUUGUACGCACAACCAUUAAGCCACCAAGGUCCUCAACCCAUACCUCCACCACAUUCUCAAUCGCAGCAGCAAACGCAUCCACAAGCCUCCGCUAACCAACAACCCCUGGGGGCAAGUCUUCAUGUAAAUGAACAGCUCCAGCACCCUAUCAAUGACUUAACGCCACCUCAUCCGCAACAGCAAGUUCCUGUUUCUCAAACGAUGCCACUUCCGCCUCAUUCAUUGGCUGGGAAUGUGGCUCCUCCACAGCCACAACAGCAACCUCAGAUGACCGCUCAACAGCAUAUACAAUCGCAAACACAGCAGUCGCAGAUGCCGCCUCAAGCAUCGGAUCAACUGCAGCAGCCUACGCAAUUGCAGCCGCAACCACAACCAAAUAGUUCAGUAUUGAAUUCCAAUAUUGUAGGUGAAAACAAUGGCUCUCUGAGUGAAUCGCAUCUAUUGCAAUCCACAAAGUCGCCUGUGGCGUCCAUGUCCAUAGCAGAACACACCCAUCAUAGUCUUAUAGAUACAUUCACGAAUCCAGCGAUAUCAACACCUUCUCCGCAACUGAAAAGCAUCGAUCACAAUUCAAACGACUCAGCCCAUUUAACGACAGAUUCAAGCAAUAAUGUGCUUGUAAAUAGGCCACCUUCAGUAGUUGGGCAUGAUAGCAAUUCGGCAAAUUCAAUUAACCAUAGUAUGAUGUUCAGUGUGCCUGUAGAUACAAAUUCAAUGGGAGCAGAUUACGAGAACUCAAAUCAACAGUUAAUUACUUUAGAGUCUAAACAAACUCAUUCACAGCAGUCGCAACAAGCGACUACACAGUCAGAAGGGCAUUCGGAACCUUCAUUUAGCCAGAUGCAUCCUCAAGUGCAAUCGCCGGAGGAACAAACGCAAGCGCAAAAUAGCGAGACAUCCCAAGAGGAAUCGUCGAAGGAAGGCUUCCCCGAUGACCAAACAAGAUGCGCGGAAAACAUUGAAGAAAUGAAUGAAAACUCUGAAAAUCAUUUACUUCCGUCAUCACCCGAAAAUAACUCUAACCAAGUUAGUACUGAACAAUCAGUGGAGACUGAUUCGAAAUUACAAACAACGGACGCAUCGGUUGUUGAGGAGUCAAACGAAUUGACCGUACUUCAACCUACUACCGUGCAAAACGUGUCCAAUGAACAGAGCUACGCCAGUACUGAACUAACUCAGCUGCAACCUGCAGUGAAUGCCAUUCAGGCGAACCAGGCCCCACAACCACAACAGUCUCCUCAGCAAUCACAGCAGACAAAUCAACAAAUACCACCAAUACAGCCCGCGCCUGCAAUAAACGCCAAUUCAAUGAUGACUCCGCCAGCGGGAAUGCAUCCUCUAGUUCCGACUUCUGGACUUCACGGCAUCCCGCCUAGCAUUGGCCAGUUACCUCCCCAACCAACUGCGAUAUAUGACCCCCAACAGCAAAUGAUAAUGGGCGGUGUGCUAACUUCGGUUCCUCCUAGUGGAAUUCAACCAAUACCACCGCACAUGCCUCCUCAAAUGAUGGGGGCUCACCCCAUAACUCCCUUUCCAUCGGGUCCGAUUCUUCACAAUCAAGAGCGGGCAGCACUUCAACAGCAAUUGCAAGAAUUGUAUUGUAUGCCACCGGCACCUGAACAACAAGAAAAGAUUAUGCGUCUCCAAGAACGUUUGAACUCUUUGCAACAGCACGAAACUAACGAUCAAUGCAAUGGUGGUCCACAGUGCAUUCUACAAAAUCCCAUUUACGGUAAUCAAAUGGUGGAGAGCCCUCAAGUGUCAAGUACAACUGGCCGAGGACGAAGUAAAGGGUCUUCGAAGCCACGAAAACCUCGACAGAAAAAAGAGAAAAAUGCAACCCCCAUCGUUAGUGCGGAUUCAAACAAUGGUGACAUACCUCCCACAUCUCUUCCCGUUUCUGAAGACUGUGUAACUCAAGGUGCGGGUGACACUUCUGUAACGUUAUCAGAGUUCAACGAGAGUUGUGAGUUGUCGCAAGAUAAUUCAUCAAAUGAAUUAGAUGCAAGCACAACGGAAGGGAAGAAGCCAAAGAAGCCGCGUAAGCCUAGACCACCAAAAGAUCCGAAUAAACCUCCCAAAGAAAAAGUGCCGAAAGAGAAGAAAAAGAAGGAACCCAAAGAUCCAGAUAAGCCGAAAAAGAAAAAGAGCAAAAAAGCAGAUUCCGUUGCUACCGAAAAUUCUCCUGAUGGGAAGACGAAUGAUGACUCUUCGCAGGGCGCUGCAAUUCGUACCGAGGAAAAAGUAGUGACCGUGGUAGAAGAGCACCGGUCUACUUUAAAUGAUGAAACUCCCGAUUUUGAUGACAUUCCUGUAUCGAAGAUUAUCAAAAAUGCUCCGGAAGAAACUCGUAAAGAAGGCGAAGAAAACAACGAAGAUUCACAAAAAGAACUGCCAGAGAAUCCAGAUGGGAAUACUCCAAAAAAGAAGAAGAAGUCGUCAGGAUCGUCUUCAAGAAAGCGUCCACCAGCUGGCAGCAAGUCGUCGUCGAAGAAAAAGAAAAAAGGGCGAAUAGUGCCCGAAUCGGAUGGUGAAGCGGAUGACUUGCUCACUACUCCGCCUCCAUCACCUCAAAAUGAUUCUGAAAUUGACAGUUCGAAACGUCGUUCAGCUAGAAAUACUCAACGUAAAAAAUAUAUAGACGACGUAAUGCUUCGUUUCUCGGAUGACGAAAGUGGCUUAAUGUCGUCUUCACCGGCAAAGAAAGAGAAGAACAAGCCAAGUGCAGUGACAUCAGCCUCGGCAACGAGUAGUGAUGGUGAAAAACGAGAUUCAAACUCUCCCACAGAAGAAGUAAAACCUGCUGUGGAAGGUAAGGAAGAAACUGCCGACAAAGAUAAACAAGAUGAGGCGAAUAAACCGAAUUACGUUUAUGUAAAUACAGGCGACGAAGAUUCGAUGGUUGUGCAGUACGUUUUGUCUGUGCGAAUAGGGAAAAGAGAACUGAAACCUGAUCCGCCGCCACCACCACCAGAAGAAAGAAAGGUGGAAGAAACGCGCGUUGACGGAGACGCCGAGGUUGACGCCAACUCAGAAACUAAAAACGUAGCUGAAGGGAGCAAGGAAAGUGAAACAGAAGCUGAAGGAGAAAAUGAAAAAGAUGAAGAAACCGAAUCCGGGGCAUCUAUCGAAGAGACUGCAAAGGUUGUUGAGCAACAAGACGAAGGUUCUAAAGGAGAAAUAAGUGAGCCGACGGCUAAUGAAAAUGAAGCUGUUCAGGAAGUGAAACCAAAUGUGGAACCUGUGGUGGAAGAGGAUUCAGAAUGUACAGAGGAAAAAAUGGACACUGAUGAAGUAAAUCAGGAUGAGAAAGCAAAUGCUGAAGCAAUGGACAUUGACGAAGUUAAGUCAAGUUCACAAGAGGUAUCUGCCACGGAGGAAGACGAGGACUCGAAGGAAGACACUAUUAAUGAAAAAUGUGAAUCACCUGAGAAAAAGGAUGACGGGGAGGGGAGCGAGAAAAUACAAUCAAAAGUUGAGAACGACGGUGAGGAGAAAAAGGAACCAGUAUUCAUUGAGGUUGAAGAAUAUUUAGUGAAAUAUCGAAACUUUUCCUAUCUUCAUUGUGAGUGGCGGACUGAAGAGGAGCUUUUCCGUGGUGAUCGACGGAUAGCAUCGAAAAUAAAGCGAUUCCAAAUGAAACAAGCACAACAAAUGAAUAUUUUCGAUAAUAUUGAGGAGGAACCCUUCAAUCCCGAUUUCAUUGAAGUCGAUAGAGUUCUUGAUAUGUCGGAGCACACGGAUGCCCAGACGGGUGAAGUGUCAAAACACUAUUUAGUGAAAUGGAAAAGUCUUCCGUAUGAAGAUUGCACAUGGGAACUAGAAGAGGAUGUUGAUGAAGACAAAAUUGAGCAGUACCACACGUUCAAUAAAGUGCCACCUAAAUCAGAGUGGAAACCAAAGAAACGUCCAACGGCUGACAUGUGGAAAAAACUAGAGGCUACCCCAAUUUUCAAGAAUAAUAAUACGCUUAGGCCAUAUCAAUUAGAAGGGCUGAAUUGGUUGAAGUUUUCGUGGUACAAUGGGCGAAAUUGCAUUCUUGCGGAUGAAAUGGGUCUGGGUAAAACAAUUCAGAGUUUGACAUUCGUGCAUUCUGUCUGGGAGUAUGGAAUGCGGGGACCAUUUUUAGUGAUCGCCCCACUUUCGACUAUUCCUAAUUGGCAACGAGAAUUUGAAGGUUGGACCGAUAUGAAUAUUAUCGUGUACCACGGAUCAGUGACGAGCAAACAGAUGAUUCAAGAAUAUGAGUUUUAUUUUAAGAACGACAGCGGUAAAGUUAUUAAGGACAUAACUAAAUUCAAUGUGCUUAUAACCACUUUCGAAAUGAUUGUAACGGACUAUAACGACCUGAGAAAUUUCAAUUGGAGAGUGUGUGUUAUUGAUGAAGCUCAUCGGUUGAAGAAUCGGAAUUGUAAACUGCUAGAAGGAUUACGUCAACUAAACCUCGAACAUCGGGUUCUGUUGUCAGGAACCCCACUGCAAAAUAAUGUAAACGAAUUAUUUUCGUUACUCAAUUUUCUAGAACCACAGCAGUUCUCCUGCUCGGAUUCAUUCCUCAAAGAUUUUGGCAGCUUAAAAACUGAAGACGAAGUGCAGAAAUUGCAAGCCUUGUUGAAGCCAAUGAUGCUGCGACGUCUCAAAGAUGAUGUAGAAAAGUCGCUGGCACCAAAGGAGGAAACGAUUGUUGAAGUCGAACUGACUAAUAUUCAGAAGAAGUACUAUCGAGGCAUAUUAGAACAGAAUUUCUCGUUCCUGAAAAAGGGUACGACUUCUGCCAACAUUCCGAAUUUGAUGAACACUAUGAUGGAGUUGCGUAAAUGCUGCAUCCAUCCGUAUCUACUGAAUGGUGCGGAAGAUCAAAUUCAAUAUGAUUAUAAGAUAUCGCAUGGCGAUGACCACGAUGCGUACUAUAAGAACUUGGUGAAUUCAGCCGGUAAAAUGGUUUUGAUUGACAAGCUUCUUCCCAAGUUGAAGGCAAAUGGACAUCGAGUCCUCAUCUUCAGUCAAAUGGUUCGAUGUCUGGAUCUUCUUGAGGAUUAUCUCAUGUACAAGAAGUAUCCGUUCGAACGCAUUGACGGCAGAAUACGGGGUAAUCUUCGGCAGGCGGCAAUUGAUCGAUUCUCUAGGCCUGAUUCGGAUCGAUUUGUCUUUCUACUUUGUACCAAAGCUGGUGGUUUGGGAAUCAACCUUACUGCAGCGGACACGGUUAUAAUAUACGAUAGUGAUUGGAACCCACAAAACGAUUUGCAAGCACAGGCCCGUUGUCAUCGAAUCGGGCAACAGAAAAUGGUAAAAAUUUACAGAUUACUGUGUCGCAAUACGUACGAAAGGGAAAUGUUCGACAAGGCCUCCCUUAAGUUGGGUUUGGACAAAGCCAUUCUGCAAAGUAUGAACACGCAAGGGAAGGAUGGAAGCAGUAACAGACAGUUGUCUAAGAAAGAAAUCGAGGAUCUUCUGCGGAAGGGAGCCUAUGGCGCUGUUAUGGAUGAUGAUAAUGCUGGCGACAAGUUUUGUGAAGAAGACAUCGACUCGAUUCUGAAGCGCCGCACACAAGUUAUCACUAUGGAGAAUGAGAAGGGAUCAACUUUCUCGAAAGCAUCAUUCGCAGCUUCAGGCAAUCGUUCGGAUAUUAAAAUUGACGACCCAGACUUUUGGAAUAAAUGGGCGAAAAGAGCUGAUAUUGAUCCUGAUGCGGGGGAGCGAGACGAAACGGAAGACCUUGUUAUAAGUGAACCUCGUAGAAGGACACAGAUUAAGCGGUACGGACACGAUGACGGUGUUAUGGAUAUGUCUGAAGAAUCUUCGGCUGAAAAUAGCGACGAAGACAGUAUAGGUCUCCGAAGUAGACGUCGAAAGGAGAAAUUGGCAGCAAAACGACGUGGAGGGGCAGCAAAUGAUGACUACAUACCUCGAGACAGGGAUACAUUGGCUGCACUUGGACUAGAUGAAAUACAGUAUGGAUCGUGGGCGAAAUCAGAAUGCUUUAAAGUGGAAAAAGGUCUUCUAUCAUUUGGCUGGGGUCGAUGGACGGAAAUUCAGGAACUUGGUCAAUUUAAGCGGGGAUGGCGUGAAACAGACAUCGAAGAUUGUGCUCGGAUAAUUUUAUUGUAUUGUCUACACGUUUAUAAGGGCGAUGAGAAAAUAAAGAACUUCAUUUGGGAUCUUAUAACACCGACCGAAGAUGGCGAGGUACAAAAGAUCAGCCGAGAUCACAGUGGCCUACAUAAUCUUGUGCCACGAGGUAGGAAUGCUAAAGGUCGGAAUGGGGGUAAAGGUGGUCAAAAAGAUCCUAAUAAGCAACAGCAGGAUCGCGACAAAGUGCCCGGGGGUCAGAAUAUUUUAGACCCGAAUCAUUGGAGUAAGGACGAAAAGUAUGAUGCCGAAACAUUCUUAGAAGGCGCUUAUAAGAAGCAUUUAGGGCGCCAUGCCAACAAGGUUCUACUUCGAGUAAGGAUGCUGUACUACAUACAACACGAAGUCAUUGGAGAUUUAGUUAGUCAAAUCAAUGAAGGUGUCCAUGCAAGUGAGCUCCCCAUUCGCCCGCCGACAACACCCGAUCAGAUGCCAAGUUCGUGGUGGAAUCCGAACUGUUGCGACAAGAGUCUAUUGGUUGGAACAUACAAGCACGGAUGCGAAAUGUAUCGACAAAUUCGAGCCGAUCCCACAUUGUGUUUCAGUAGUCACAUUGGUCCCGGUGAUGAUGCUCCUGUCUCUAACGUAAUAAAUGAAGAUGACGCGAAUUCGAAGCAUGAAGACGCAGAAGAUGUCGAUGAAGACGGUAUGGCCACAAAGGAUUCAGAUUCUAAAGCUGAAAUGGACAGGCCAUGUUCAUCAGGAUUGGAGGAAGAAGAGAACGCCAGCAGUAGCUUCAUGGUUGCCGGAUUACCUGUGGACGAUAACACUUGGCCAUCAAUGCAAGAUCUAAACACACGCUUACGACGUGUUAUCACCUCGUAUCAACGCAACUACAAAAAAGAAGAAUUGAAAAUGCAACAAAAAGCCAAGUUACAAGCGUUGGUAUCGACACCAUCACAACCAACACAAACCACGACAAUGGGUGGUGUACAAAUAAUACCGGGUGCUGGUGCUGUUUCUGCUGCAUCAUCACAAGCCAAUACAUCCACGGGCGUUUCGAUGCAAGGUACUUCCGCAGGUGGAGUUGGUGGAAAUAUGGCAGCGGUCGUUAGUGGUGUAAUGACGCCGACAUCAACAAAUAUUUCUACAUUAGCCAAUCAAAACCAAAGUAGUAGCCAACCGCAAGCACAAUCAUCCGCCCAGGGAGCCCAAAUGCCAUCAGCAGCUGAUAUUGGAUUGAUGCUCAGCCUCUUGAAUCCGACCGAUCCAAGUCAAUUAGCCAAUUUGGAUUUGAAUAAAUUGGCCAUGUAUUUGAAAAUGGAACGGCAAAGUAAAAUCGAACAAGCUGCCAAGGAACGAGAGCGAUCACGGCUAGAAACUCUGCCGAAGAAAUGGAAUCGGCGGGAAGAAAACGAAUUCCUGCGCGUUCUCACUGGAUACGGAAUUGAUUUACAACCAUCAAAUAUUCCUGCGCCGGAUUGGCUGAAGUUCAAAGCAAUGUCGAAAUUGGAUAGGAAAAGCGAUGAAACUCUGAGCGACUACUAUAAAGUGUUCAUUGCGAUGUGCAAACGUCAAGCUGGAGUAAAAUUGUCGGAGUGUGAAAAGGGAUUCGAAGGAAUCAUCGAUGAUAUAAGCGAGGAUCAUGCCAGAUUAGUGCUUGAUCGUUUAGAGCUUCUAUCGAAAUUGCGUGAAAUUUCACGACAUCCAGUGUUGGAUGAACGUCUCAAAUUAUGCCAAAAUAACUACGACACUCCAGAUUGGUGGGAGCCAGGCCACCAUGACAAAGAACUGAUUGCGGCUGUUCUGAAACAUGGUCUUUAUAAAUCUGAAUAUUAUAUUUUCAACGAUCCUUCCUUUAGUUUUUCUGAAUGUGAACGUCGUUUUUCUAGAGAACUGGAAACACAGUUCCAAAGGAACAUUAAGAUUGAAGCAAUUCCGCCACCUAAAGCGGAAGAAGCACCUCCUUUAGAUGGCGUGACUCUUAUAAAAGAAGUUCCACUGAUUAAAGAUGAACCAAGUGAUAACAUAAAAUCAGAAGUGAAAGAAGAAAUGGAAGUGAAAACUGAAGUGGAACCUACUGAAAAUGAAUCUGCUGCUUCUGAAGCAAAUUCAGAGGCAAAAGAGGAAGUAGACGAAUCGGAAAAGGAUACGGUCAAAGAAGAAGGCGAAGAGAAGGAGAAAGUCGAUGAAGAAUCCAUGAAUAAAUCCAUAGAAAAUGCUGAUGAAGAUAGAGAAGUAAAAUCGGAGGAAGAAAAUGAAAAGAAGAAAGAAGAGAAAGUUACACCUCCAGAGGAAGAUGAAGAAAGCAAGAUUGUUGCUAAGAAAGAAGUAGAAGAUGCUGAAAAUAAGGACGUAACGUCCGCGGAAUGUUUGAAAAAAGAAUCAACAGAGCUAUUGGAUCUGGCUUCAUCGGGAGAUCCAGAUGAUGACGAAGUGAUGAAGGAAAAGGAGAAAGCCGUUGAAGAAGAAUGUAAAAAGCAAGCUGCAGAAUUGAAAGCUCGAUUCCCCGAUCUGGAAGUAAUACAACCACAACUGAAAGUGAAAACCGAACGGGAUAGACCAAAAGUGGAAAACAUGAUGAUGGUGCGUUGGUUCAGAGAUUUCGCACUAGAAAAGCGCAUAUCACAUAUUGUAACAUGCGUCGAGAAGAAUCAAUGGCCAGUUGGCAAAAACUAUUCUGCUUAUAUUGGAUGCCAAGGAGUAGACUUAGAUAUUCCUCUCUAUGAAACAAUAAAACAUGUGAAUUUAUUGGAUCGACGUUCUGCAACACCAGACGUGAUAACUAUUACAACUGAUCAAGGAGUGCCGAAACAUCUUCAAGCGCAAUUGUCAACACCAAGUCCGUCCACCACACUUAGCCCAUUACCUCCAGUAAGUGUAGGUGGGGUUCCUGGUGGAGCAAACGUUACUGUAUCUCCUGCGGGCAUGGUCGGCAACACUGGCGGUAGUGGUUUAGGAAAGAAACGAAAAAAGCACAUUGCUAUUGACGUAGAAACUGAGCGAGCAAAAUUGCACGCUCUUUUGAACAGUACACAAGUGACAAUUACAGGUCAAAAAUGGGACGAUGAUGGAGGAAAUUGCGGUCCACCAAGUAGUGGGCCGGAUUCGCGGAGAAGCAAUCCGUUACCCUCACAGCAAAGGCAACCGCCUCCUGCGCAUCAACAUCAGCCACUUACUAGGCAAGCGCCUUCAACGUCCUUCAAUAAAUCAGGUCCAAUGCAAUCGCCGCAAUCAUCAAUGGGCGCAAUGGACUUAUCAGCCGGACUACCUAAAGUCAAUCUUAAUGAAAUGAAGAGUCCAAUUGAUCUUAGCGAGGUACAAGACUUUUCGAUGGGUUCGAAGAAACAAGCGGCAAAUUUGAGUAUGAACUAUGGAGGACCCACUAAGGGAAAACUAGACGACACAUUGAGUAAAUUGAUGAAAAAGAACAAUUGUCAAAUCGAGGAACCGCCCGUAAUUGGAAAGGAAAAGAAGAGGAAGAAGCUUGACGAAAUCGUAUUGGGCUUGUCAGCUGCUAAGGAGCAAAAAACGUUCCCGGAUCCAUCUCUUCCGUCUUCUAAGAAACCACAAAUAACACCAAGUGUGUCCGUGACGCCAGCAGUUCCACAGUCUGCACCAACCAGUCAACCAAAUCAGAAACCAUUCACAAUAACCGUUACAAGUGUGCCAGGCACUUCAAAGGGAAAUCCUGCAUCUUCACCUUCUUCCUCAAACUCGGGCUUGGCAGCUCUUCAAAAUAUGGCAAUGGGAGGAGGUAGCUCGUCAAAGGAUAGUUUGAAUUCAUUACUUGCUCAAACCAUGUCUACCGACCCGCAAAGCUUCAUAAAGCAACAGCAAAAGCUACUGCAGCAAAUGCCAGCAUCGCAACGAAAAGCAUACGAGGGGAUGUUGGCUGAAAUGAAACAAGCUAUGGAGUUCAGUGCUAAAUACAGUUCACAUGAUGCCAAAGUAAAUAAAUGGUUGGCAGAACAAAAUGCUGCAUUAAAUGACCAGUUGAACAUGGACUACCGACGCUCUACUAGACAACAUGGUAGCAAUAUGAAUGUGCCAACUUCGACAGCAUCUCAGUUGCAGCAUCAGCAACAACAACAUCAGCAGGCAAUGCAGCAGCAAGCUCAACAACAACAGAAAAUGGGUUUGAACAGUUUAACUGGGGAAGAAUAUGUUCCAGUGAUAAACAAACAAACAGGCAAACGGAUAUCCGGGAAUAAAGCACCGCAACUGAAAAGGCUAAUGCAAUGGUUAAGUGAAAAUCCCGCCUACGAAAUUGAUCCAAAAUGGAUUGAACUGAUUCAAAUGCAAACGAACCCUAUGCCGGCGCCAUCGCCGAAAUCUUCGGGCUUAGAAUCUAGCGGCAUGGGGAGCAGUUCCUCAGGUAAAGGGCAUGGAGGGCGUGGACAAUCUUCAUCAGCAAACAAUUCGUCUUCGAGUGGUAUGGGCUCAACUGGCCAACAACAGCAAUCUAAAAAAGGUCGGCCAAGUGUCAUGGACCAAGCGAACGCGAUGCAAUUUGCAAGUUUAGCGGGCCUGAACCCAAGUUUGUUAUCAAGUCUUCCAGGACUUGGGUUUGAUCCGAAAAAUCCACUUCUAAUGCCAUUCGGUAGCAUGCCUGGCCUAGGCGGAAUGGGAGGUCUUGGAAAUUUGAAUAUGAACUUCUUUGCUAAUCUAGCAGGCCUAGGUGGUAUUGGCAAUUUAGCAGGGAUGGAUACUCAAAGCUUGGCUGCAUUGAUGGCGGCUGCAGGUGGGGCAAAUUUAGGUAACUUGACUGGCACAGCUAGUGGCAAAGUUGGUAGCUCGCCGAAUACGACUAAUAAAAAGAAUAAAGGCGGCAGUGAGUCACAACAGCAAAGCCAAUCACAAGGAAAUCAAUCAAACAAGACUCCUACGUCGAGCGCAUCAGGCUCAUCUGCACAAAACAACUCGGGGUUCCCAUUCUUAUUCCCAAAUCCAAGUUUGUUGUACCCACCGCUUGGUUUAAGUGGACUAAAUCCGUAUUCUUUGUCACCCUAUGAUCAGCUGGCACAACAAUACAAUUUACUAAAUGGUGGCGCCAGUGGUAGUGGAAGUGGAUCAAAUACAAGUGGAGGAAGCACACGACAGUCGCAAGGUAAAUCAUCAAGUUCGAGAACAAGUGCACUCGGAUCAUCUGGGAUGAGUAGUUCAACAACUUCAAGUGGCCGGGGACGCGGAUCCGCGUCAAGUCGAAACAAUGAGUCUUCGCAACUAUCAAGCCUGCUUAUGCCUAGUGACCCACAUUUAUUAGAGUCACUUAGUCGAAUGACUGGAAUGGAUAUUGCUCAGGCCUCACGUCUGAUGGGAAGUUCGCAGCCAGGAAGUGAUAAGCGUUCUUCAUCAAUGAGUUCAAAAGAUUCGCAAGAAAAACAAGCCGAGAAAGAUCGUCAAAAAUGGAUGGAGAAUUUAGCACGAGGCGCUCUCCCACCUGAUUUGGCAGCCAUCCAAGCAUUCACUCAGGGUAAGUUGCCAAUGGGUUCUGGUGGGUCUGGCAAAGGGAGUUCGAAAAAUCAAUCACAGUUGCCGCUUGGAAUGCCACCCGAUAUAAAUCAAGCCUUAUUGGCGGAAAUGGCAGCCCAGGCAAUGGCCGCUGCUACAACAGGCAGUGGGAGCGGUAGCAAGCGAAGUCGUGACCAGGACAUGAAAGAUGUUUUCGAGCAAAACAUGAAACAAAUGGAUUUGUACACGAGAGCUUUAGGAUUGGGAGCUGGUAUAUCUUUAACGCCUACCUCUUCCAUUCCACUAAGUGAAGAUCAUAAGCCAAAACGACCGCGAACGGAGAGUCACAUAUCGAACAGCUCUAAAGAUGAUGUAAUACCAUUAAAUCUGGGUAGUUCAUCAGAUAAAAGUAGCCGAGGUGAUUUAGCAUCGUUGGAUAAAGUUACUUUAACUCCAGUGGCAGCUGCCAGUAUAGCAGCAUCCCUGCCCUCUCAGACGACAAUAACAAUUGCGCCGCCGACGAGCAGCGGGGCCAGUACUAGCAGUGGUUGCAGUGAGCCCCGUUCGAGUCUUACUGUUUCAAGUUGCGAAGGUAAUUCAGCUCUGAAACAACAACUUCAACAUGUGUCUGAUACGGAAGUUGAAGAUCUCGUCGUUCAACCGAAGUAUUCGAAGCCUCCGACACCAAUAGAAACAUCGCCUCCACCAUCGGCUAUGUCUCAACGACCACCUUCACGACCAGCCUCAAGGGCGACCGUGUCACCUACUGCCAGUAGACCAGCUUCAGUUCCACCACCGCCACCAACUCCACCUGCAGCUGUAUCAGCAACGAAUGAUAAUCGAUCACCUGCGAUACCUGCCCAUCCGUCGAGCGAAACAAAGGCUUCAAUUAAUGAAGAUGAAAUUUCAGGAGGAAAUACUGGAGCGAGUUCUACAUCAGGUUCGAGCACAAGUCGGGGAGGCGUAGAGGAGAGACGGUCGGGCCGCCUAAAGAGACCACGAUCAUCGGCUGUACAUGAACAAGAUGGAUGCCAACCGCCUGAACGAAAGCGUGAGCUCCGUUCAACGAUGAGAACGCGGCAGUCUGGAAAUUCAGAAACAUUGAAUCUGUCGACAUCUCAUAAUGACGACGGCAAAGACGAUCGAUAAAGUACAUUGCGCUUGUAAUGAUCUAGAGCAAGCUUGGCAAGUAGAGAAAAUAAGGUUUCCAAGAGAUUGGGUUCCCAGAGAAAUGCUGUAGAUUAGGAUUAAUGUGUAGCGAAGGAUAAAGUUUUAAGCCAACAUCUUAACACUCGCGCUGUGGACUAACGUCAAAAUUUUUACAUUCGAUAGUGUUUAUCGUAUGCUCACAUCAAGAUGAAUGAUAAGCUACGAUAAACAAUAUUGUGAUAAAUUAUCCGAGGAGAUGUGCAGAUGAAAUUGGUUUGUUGUGUGGUUUACACGAGCACCAAACUCAAUUCUAUAGCUUCAAGUUUCAAGCUGGAUCAUUAUUCCAGUGACACUUUCAUCUGCGUUCUAUUUGCUAUUUACAGUCCAUCGUUAUCUUGUAAAAUAUACAUGAAUUUGUUUUCAUUCUCCUAUAUUUGUACGAAGAUGUUUGGAGCAUAAAAGAUUUUCAAGUAUCUUCAAAGAUGUUAGGGAGGGAAAUAUCGUUCAGCGAAUUACGAGGAGUGUGUAGUAAGCAUUGAAGGGUUGCUGCGGACAUGUCACACUACAUACAUUCUCGACAAGUAAGAGGUUGCGUAUUCCAUCAAACUGCGAAUUUCUCCCUACAUUUGAGGUUUUCUGAAGAGCUGUUCUAAAAUAUAUUCAAAAUGUUCAAAACUGAUAUAAAGUAAAUUAAUUUUUAUAAAUACAUAUUUCUAAUAACACCCUCUGCUUCUCUUAGAUUAGAUUAUGUAAUUCUUUUAGUUAUGUACAUAAUUAAGGACGAAUUUACGUAGUACAUUAAGAAUGAAAGCUAAAUAUUAUAAAAAUAACAAGAAAAAUAAGAUAAAUUAAAUCACUUAGAUUCUGAAAGUAGAGUUUAUAAAGAAAAGAAAAAAUAACAAAAAAGAGCUAAAAGAAUAGUGUACUAAACAAGAAGGAAAAUAUUUAUUUAUCUCAUUUUAAGUAGAUAUCGAUCGUAAGCAAUUAUAUAUUAAUAAAGUAAAAGAUAUAAAGUACCCUAUAAAUGAUAAAUAUUUACGCAUCUCUAAGCAUGUAGUUAAGAUUUUACUAAAAUACAUUAAGGUAUUACGUCUUAAUGAGAAAACAACCGUACAUUGAAGGGAGGCAUAAUAAAUUGUACUGAAGAAUUAUUGAUAAGGACACAACUCUAACGGUAAACAAAGAAUAAAAACGAGACAAAGGUUGCAUGAUGA